This is a messenger RNA of Manacus vitellinus (golden-collared manakin), 1468 nucleotides long. It is a transcript of the gene ELMOD3, whose product is annotated as ELMO domain containing 3. The annotation marks the transcript as partial. The transcript has 8 exons. Lineage: Eukaryota; Metazoa; Chordata; Aves; Passeriformes; Pipridae. The record is from RefSeq and is a predicted model, not a curated record.
CUUGGGGGCACAACCGCCCCCCGAAACCCCCUUCCGAAGGAGCCUGAGCCGCCUUCCAGUGGGGCACAGGGGCGGUUCCCGGGGGGAAUCCUCGGGGUUUGGGUCGGUUGGUGUCUGGGGUCUGUCCCGGGAGGUGACACUGGUUUCCUCUCUCCCCCCCAGAUCCCAGCUCUGGGGCAGGAUGGGGUCCUGCAGGCGCUGGUGCUUGGAGAGGGGCAGUGCUCGGACCCUGGGAUCAGCGAGGAGCAGCUCCGGGCCCAGGAGGAGUGGGAGGCUCUGGAAGAGAUCCAGUCAGGUACUGGGAACAACGGGGGCCUGGCAGCUGGAAAGGUCUGGGGAGGAGGGCAGGACCUGGAUCCCGGAGGGCAGGAUGGGAAGGUCCGGGGGCCAGGGCGCCGGGGGGGCCUGUCCGUGCUGCUGCGCUGCCUCGGGGGGCCCCCCCGGCUCCGGCCGCAGCUCCGGGGGGAGCGGGAGCUGGUGCUGGCCAUGGCACAGUGCGCCCUGGAUGACUCGGAGUGGGUGCACAUGCGGAUCCUCCAGACCAUCUACCGGCAGCUGACGCGCUCCCGCCGCGGCUGCCCCCGCUAUGGGACACACUGGGAGGAGCUGGGAUUCCAGGGUGUGGAUCCUGGGACCGACCUGCGUGGGACAGGAAUGCUGGGGCUGAUGCAGAUCCUGUUCUUCGUCCUGGACUCCCGAACAUUGUCGCUGGCCAGGGAGAUCUUCCAGCUCUCCCAGCAUGAAACCCAGAAUUUUCCCUUCUGCAUCAUGUCCGUGAACAUCACCCGGAUCGUCGUCCAGGCGCUGCGGGAGGAGCGGCUCUCCCGGGAAUGUAACCGCCGGCAGCAGGUCAUUGGGGUGCUGAACGACCUCUAUGCCGCUGCCUUCCUGCGGCUCUUCCGCCUCUGGAAGCGGCAGUGCGGGACUGUCGCCGACGCCGGGUCCUUCCUCAAGGAGCUGGAAUUAUCCACCAAAAAGAAGCCAAGGCAGUUGCUGAGGUCCCUGGAAGCCUAUGUGAGCCACAGCCUUCGGCCUUCCUCCCCUCCCUCCUCUUCCUCCCAGAUCCACUUCACUGGCAUCUGUGACCCUGUGGUCGAGCUGGAGGGAGAUUCCCGACUGAUCUGACAUGGAGCAGGAUGCUGCACAGGGAAUUCUGAUGGUGGAUCAGCCCUUGGAGGGGGACACACCAGUGUCUCCCCUGGUUUGGGGGCUCGGGAAGGGCCAGGAGAGGUCACAGAGCCAGGAUUCACCUGCUCCAGGUGGAAAUCUCUGGAAGUGAAGGAGGAAAAGGCAGUGGAAGGGGGGAGAUUCCAUGAACCCCCCAGCCUGGCACUGGGAUAGUCCCUCCAAUGAGUGCAGGGUUCCCGCUGUCCUUACCUUCCCCAGGUGGAGCUGAGGGUGGUGCCAGGCUCCUGGAUCCUAUCCCAGCUCCAGCAGCACCCGGGGUGAGGGUAACCCCCCCUUUGGG